AUGCUGGGCGUCGUGGAGCUGCUGCUGCUGGGGGCGGCGUGGCUGGCGGGCCCGGCCCGCGGGCAGAAUGAGACGGAGCCCAUCGUGCUGGAAGGCAAGUGCCUGGUGGUGUGCGACUCCAACCCCACGUCCGAUCCCACGGGCACAGCUCUCGGCAUCUCUGUGCGUUCCGGCAGCGCCAAGGUGGCUUUCUCUGCCAUCAGAAGCACCAACCACGAGCCGUCCGAGAUGAGUAAUCGCACUAUGAUCAUCUACUUUGACCAGGUACUAGUGAACAUCGGGAACAACUUUGAUUCAGAACGCAGUACUUUCAUCGCCCCGCGCAAAGGGAUCUACAGUUUUAAUUUCCACGUGGUAAAAGUCUACAACAGACAGACCAUUCAGGUAAGCCUCAUGUUAAACGGGUGGCCGGUGAUUUCAGCCUUUGCUGGUGACCAGGACGUGACCCGGGAGGCCGCCAGCAAUGGAGUUCUCAUCCAGAUGGAGAAAGGCGACCGAGCAUACCUCAAGCUGGAGCGGGGGAACUUGAUGGGGGGCUGGAAGUACUCGACCUUCUCUGGAUUCCUGGUCUUUCCCCUCUGACUGGCUCAUCACCGUAAUGGAGGCAGGGAGAGGGCGAAGGCAGGAGGAAGGCAGGAGGGGGAAUGAGAAGACGGCAAGACUGGAAACUUCCUACAUGGUCCCCAGCUGUAUCCGGGUAAAAGGUGUGCACCGGCGGCCAGUGGGACAACUUUGUCCGUUUCCUCAUUAGGAGAAGCAAAUUCUGCUUAGCUCUGCGCACUCCCAUUUCCAAAAAUAAACUCGCCUCCCCCAUUCCGGUUGAAGUAAUCAAGAAAGAGAGACUGCCUUGUCAUUGUUUCUUACCCCCAUGUUCAUGUUCCCUAAAAUUUAUACAAAAGAAACUUUGUAUUUCACUGUAUAACGUGAAAUAUCUUCCUCCUCAGCCCCCUCGGAAUCUUUCCACCUGCUGAAAUCUAAUAUACUCCUCCCCCUUUUUUAGUUUGGAGAGGGGAAUAAGGUUUUUGUUUUGUUUUUUGAAUGGGGGAGGUAGUUUUAAUUUGGCAAGCAUUGCUCUUAAAACACCGCUCAAGAGUUAAUUAGCUGAAGAUACUUUGUGUCCUCCGCUGCUUGUUAGCAGAGACAGGACUUAACCUUAGUGGUGACUGGUUCAAAAACAUAUAUAAAUAUAUAUCAUUUGUAUUCAAAGAACUCUUCCCAGUGGAAACUGGCUGUAUUUCCGUAUUUCUAUGUCCUAUUCGGAGUGAUCGUGAAAUCUAAGGCUGCUUGAUGUUCUGAUGCUUGUCAAUGCCCUCGUGUUCUGUGGCUCCACUAAAUGCCAGGAGGUUCUUCCGGACGCUUCCUCGUCCUCUGUAACAUACGUGUGAAUAGCCAAGAUUUAAUU
Prionailurus viverrinus (fishing cat) is the source of this 1402-nucleotide messenger RNA. RefSeq names its product cerebellin 1 precursor (gene CBLN1). Bases 1 to 582 code for a protein of 193 amino acids. The record is from RefSeq and is a predicted model, not a curated record. Gene Ontology annotation, cellular component: synaptic cleft; glutamatergic synapse. Gene Ontology annotation, molecular function: protein binding. The transcript has 3 exons. NCBI's taxonomy places the organism in Eukaryota, Metazoa, Chordata, Mammalia, Carnivora, Felidae.